GCGCAGGCGCGUAGUGUCCCGCGGUGGGCGCCAGGGCAGCUAGGCUCCUGCCUUCUCCCACCGCGGGCGCGCGGUUCCCGGCGGGCCAACGGUGGCCAGCCGAGGCCGAGACGACCCAGGGUGUCCUUAGCGUCCCGCUGCACCGCGACAGCCGCGCUGAUCGUGUUCCUUGGGGGAGACUUCGACUUGUUCGAGACCUGAUGGCCAAAAGAAAGGAAGAAAAUUUCUUCUCUCCUGAAAAUGCCAAAAGACCAAGACAAGAAGAGUUGGAUGACUUUGACAAAGAUGGUGAUGAAGAUGAAUGUACGGUUUCUUUCACAAAUGGUACCUCUACUUUGACUGCAGCAGAAGUUGGAAUAAUUGAGAGUAUUCAGCUAAGAAACUUCAUGUGUCAUUCGAUGCUUGGACCCUUUAAGUUUGGUUCCAAUGUCAACUUUGUUGUUGGCAACAAUGGAAGUGGGAAGAGUGCAGUGCUCACAGCUCUCAUAGUUGGUCUUGGCGGAAAAGCAGUCGCUACCAAUAGAGGCUCUUCUUUAAAAGGUUUUGUGAAAGACGGACAGAACUCAGCAGAUAUCUCAAUAACAUUAAGGAACAGAGGAGAUGAUGCCUAUAGAGCAAACGUGUACGGUAACUCUAUAGUUGUGCAACAACACAUCAGCAUGGAUGGAAGUCGAUCUUAUAAACUAAAAAGUGAAACAGGCACCGUGGUUUCUACUAGAAAAGAAGAGCUGAUUGCAAUUCUUGAUCAUUUUAACAUACAGGUGGAUAAUCCAGUUUCCGUUUUAACACAAGAGAUGAGCAAGCAGUUCUUGCAGUCUAAAAAUGAGGGAGACAAAUACAAAGUAAGGAACACCAAAUUCUUUAUGAAAGCAACCCAACUUGAGCAGAUGAAGGAAGAUUAUUCGUACAUUAUGGAAACAAAAGAAAGAACAAAGGAGCAGAUAAAUCAAGGAGAAGAGCGACUUAUUGAACUAAAACGCCAGUGUUUGGAAAAAGAAGAACGUUUUCAAAGUAUUGCUGGCUUAAGUACAAUGAAGACUAAUUUAGAAUAUUUGAAACAUGAAAUGGCUUGGGCAGUGGUCAAUGAAAUUGAAAAGCAACUGAAUGCUAUCAGAGAUAAUAUCAAAAUCGGAGAAGAUCGUGCUGCUAGACUUGACAGGAAGAUGGAAGAACAGCAGGUUAGACUUAAUGAGGCAGAAAAAAAAUACAAAGAUAUUCAAGAUAAACUAGAAAAGAUUAGUCAAGAGACAAAUGCACGGGCACCAGAAUGUAUGGCACUGAAAACAGAUGUUACGGCUAAGAAAAGGACCUAUAACGAAGCUGAGGUUUUAUAUAACCGUUCUCUAAAUGAGUAUAGAGCAUUAAUGAAAGAUGAUGAACAGCUUUGCAAAAGAAUUGAAGAACUAAAGAAAAGUACCGAUCAAUCUUUGGAACCUGAACGAUUGGAAAGGCAAAAAAAAAUAUCUUGGUUAAAAGAGAGAGUAAAGGCCUUGCAGGAUCAGGAAAGUUCAAUCAAUCAAGAGAUUGAACAGUUUCAGCAAGCCAUAGAAAAGGACAAAGAAGAACGGGUGAGAAUUAAGCGAGAAGAACUAGAUGUGAAGCAUAUACUGAGCUAUAAUCAGAGGCAACUGAAAGAACUGAAAGAUAGUAAAACCGAUCGACUGAAAAGAUUUGGGCCUCAUGUGCCAGCUCUUCUUGAAGCAAUAGAUGACGCCUAUAGGCGUGGGCGUUUUACCUGUAAACCCAUAGGCCCUUUAGGAGCUUGCAUUCAUCUUCGGGACCCUGAGCUUGCUUUGGCUAUCGAAUCUUGCUUAAAGGGACUUCUGCAAGCCUAUUGUUGCCAUAACCAUGCUGAUGAAAGAGUCCUUCAGGCACUGAUGGAAAAGUUUUAUUCACGAGGGACCUCACGGCCACAGAUAAUAGUUUCUGAGUUUCGGAAUGAGAUGUACGAUGUAAGACACAGAGCUGCUUAUCAUCCAGACUUUCCAACAGUCCUGACUGCUUUAGAAAUAGAUAAUGCAGUUGUUGCAAACAGCCUGAUUGACAUGAGAAGCAUAGAGACGGUGCUUCUGAUCAAAAGUAAUUCUGUAGCUCGCGCAGUAAUGCAGUCUCAAAAGCCACCCAAGAAUUGUAGAGAAGCGUUUACUGCUGAUGGCGAUCAGGUCUUUGCAGGACGUUACUAUUCAUCUGAAAAUACAAGACCUAAAUUCCUAAGCAAAGAUGUGGAUUCUGAGAUAAGUGACUUGGAGAAUGAAGUUGAAAAUAAGAAGGCUCAGAUACUAAAUCUUCAGCAACAUUUGUCUACCCUUGAAAAGGACAUUAAACGCAAUGAAGAAUUUCUUAGAAGGCGCCAAAUACAUUAUAGAGAGUUAAAGGUAAAAAUAACAGAAAGUAUUUCUGAAAUUCGGGAGCUUGAGAAUAUAGAAGAACACCAGUCUGUAGAUAUCGCAACGUUGGAAGAUGAAGCUCAAGAAAAUAAAAUCAAAAUGAAAAUGGUUGAGAAAAAUAUGGAACAACAAAAAGAAAAUAUGGAACAUCUUAAAAAUCUGAAAAUAGAAGCAGAAAACAAGUAUGAUGCGAUUAAACAGAAAAUUAACCAACUAUCAGACCUAGCAGAACCACUUAAGGAUGAAUUAAACCUUGCUGAUUCUGAAGUGGAUAAUCAAAAACGAGGGAAGCGGCAUUAUGAAGAAAAGCAGAAGGAGCACUUGGAUACUUUAAAUAAAAAGAAACGAGAACUGGAUAUGAAAGAAAAAGAACUGGAGGAGAAAAUGUCACAAGCGAGACAAAUCUGCCCAGAACGGAUUGAAGUAAAAAAAUCUGCAUCAAUUCUGGACAAAGAAAUUAAUAGAUUAAGACAAAAGAUACAAGCUGAACAUGCUAGUCAUGGAGAUCGAGAGGAAAUAAUGAGGCUGUACCAAGAAGCAAGAGAAACCUAUCUUGAUCUGGAUAAUAAAGUAAGGACUUUAAAAAGAUUUAUUAAAUUGCUGGAAGAAAUAAUGACUCAUAGAUACAAAACAUAUCAACAAUUUAGACGAUGUUUGACUUUACGAUGCAAAUUAUACUUUGACAACUUACUAUCUCAGCGGGCCUAUUGCGGGAAAAUGAAUUUUGACCAUAAGAAUGAAACUCUUAGCAUAUCAGUUCAGCCUGGAGAGGGAAACAGGGCUGCUUUCAAUGACAUGAGAGCCUUAUCCGGAGGAGAACGUUCUUUUUCCACAGUUUGCUUCAUUCUUUCUCUGUGGUCCAUUGCGGAGUCUCCUUUCAGAUGCUUGGAUGAAUUUGAUGUCUAUAUGGACAUGGUUAACCGGAGAAUUGCCAUGGAUAUGAUACUCAAGAUGGCGGACUCCCAGCGUUUCAGACAGUUCAUCUUGCUUACCCCUCAAAGCAUGAGUUCACUUCCGUCUAGUAAACUGAUUAGAAUUCUUCGGAUGUCUGACCCUGAAAGAGGACAGACUACGUUGCCUUUCCGACCUGUGACUCGUGAGGAGGAAGAAGACCGGAGCUGAUCUGUAGCCGCUGGUGCCACGGGCUGCAUCCUCACGUGGAAGAGUUGUAAAGGGAAACAGUUCAGGAGUCUGUGAUGAAAUAAAAUGAAACUGAAGAUAUUCCGAAAUAAAAGAAGCUCCUUUAUACAUCUGGCCCCAAUAAAAUGUGUAAAUAAAUCUAGAAAGCCUACUACAACCAGCAAUUUAAAAUUACUGUUACUUUACUUUGAGAAAAUUAAUUUCAUAGUACUGGUUUUAAAUCUUUUUUUUUUAAGUUUUUUUUUUAACCAUCUACUUUUAUAGAUUGUUUUUCAGAAGUAAAAUUUUGUACAUAUGUACAUGUACAUAUCUGUUUAGUUUGGGUUCAUUUCUAUGGUAUUUUGUAAGAAUUAAAAUAAAAGUUUGAGCACCUGA
Messenger RNA from Felis catus (domestic cat), 3902 nucleotides. It is a transcript of the gene SMC6, whose product is annotated as structural maintenance of chromosomes 6. The transcript has 27 exons. The coding region runs from base 201 to 3509 and encodes 1102 amino acids. Gene Ontology annotation, cellular component: nucleus; Smc5-Smc6 complex; site of double-strand break. Gene Ontology annotation, molecular function: damaged DNA binding; single-stranded DNA binding; ATP hydrolysis activity. Gene Ontology annotation, biological process: double-strand break repair via homologous recombination. NCBI's taxonomy places the organism in Eukaryota, Metazoa, Chordata, Mammalia, Carnivora, Felidae. The record is from RefSeq and is a predicted model, not a curated record.